Molecule: messenger RNA, 383 nt
Organism: Mizuhopecten yessoensis (Yesso scallop)
Lineage: Eukaryota; Metazoa; Mollusca; Bivalvia; Pectinida; Pectinidae
Exons: 3
Coding region: 9-383 (124 amino acids)
Source: RefSeq, a predicted model, not a curated record
AGGCGGAGAUGAUCAGUCUCUCCCCUGAUAUUUAUUUCUUUUGUUUAAAUCACCACAAUGAAUAUCAAGUUAUUCUUGAUAUUAGUGGCAAUGAUGUGCGCCUUGCACCAAGGGCCUGCUGUAUAUCGGGACCUUACGUGCGUGGAGCCCGAGAGCCGGGAUAUGCCAAAAGAUUGUUUUAUUAUUUCACCGCAAGCGAAAUUGAGAAAGUCUGUCCAACGGCUACCGAUCUGACAUGGCGAAUUGGAAAUGAGGCAUUCUAUAACCUGCUGUGUGUGCUUCUUACCCUGCUUUUUGGCUAUGCGCCGUUGGUCGGAAAAAUCGUCAAAGAGAAAUGCUCAGCCGCCAUGUCAAUGUUCCGAGAAUGGAGAGCUCGUAAGUAA